UUUUUUUUUUCUCUUGUUCCUUCUCUCGUCCGUCCUGUUCUCGCUCCCUUCGUUUCUUCUUGAUCGUGUGAAGAUUGCUUUUCAUCAUUCCCUAUCUGGGGAGUGGUCUUCCUGCCAAUCUGCCUCCUCUCGUGCCCUCUCCAUCCCGAGUCCAUCCCCCCACCUACGACCGAGUCGCAUUCUCCACCUGCCUUGAAGCUCCCUCCUGUCCUUCAAUAUCACCGUCCCCCCAACGCAGAUUUAGACCUCUUAAUUUAAUCAACCCUUUCAUCACCGAUAAAAUCUCCAUCAUGGACUCAAGCUCCUCUCUCUCGUCACCCCACCGGGAUGCGCAGACAUCCAAUCUUCAACAGACCCUAACCUCCCCCCCAAAUGCGAAUCAAACCCAGAUAUUCCCUGCCCAAGCGACAACUGAGCAACCACAAGAGCCCUCGCAAAAUAACGCACAGUCUACCACUACCUUGGUAUCAUACUCGACACUCGAGAACUACCCACACCAAGUAAACGGUGCCGGUGGCCCGACCGCGACCGCGCCGUUCCUGCGAGACUUCAGUUUAGUUGCAGAGGCAGCGAAACGGGCGCAAAUGGCAGUUGUGAUGCGAGACUUAGAGGGUGUCACCCUAUAGACCCCGAUACACUUGUGCGAUCUGUUCAGCGGAAUUAUUACAUGCUCCCAUUAAUGAUGUCUUAUGUUCUGCUUCUCUUUCCCUUCCUUCCGUUUCUUUUCUCUUACUUUCUGCGAGGGUAUGGGAGAUAUCUGCCCUUGUUAGGGACGAAUGAGUGAGUGGGCACGGUUGCAUACUGGUGCGCUUUGGAUAUUAAUCUUUUUUCUUUUUUCUUUUUUUUUUCUUUUGCUUCUGCCAUAUAUAUAUAUAUAUAUUUAUGGCAUUUUCUUUCUUUUUACGAUUUGGACCUAACGACGACUGGGAAGGCUGGCGUCUUUGGCAGGGACCCUUAUCCUCUUGAUACCAUUCUUGCUUCUUUUUACUCCGUAUUACUUUUUAUUGAUCUCGGAAUAAAUUCAAUUUCCA
Messenger RNA from Aspergillus ochraceoroseus IBT 24754, 1031 nucleotides. RefSeq lists its product as uncharacterized. The coding region runs from base 291 to 626 and encodes 111 amino acids. The record is from RefSeq and is a predicted model, not a curated record. NCBI's taxonomy places the organism in Eukaryota, Fungi, Ascomycota, Eurotiomycetes, Eurotiales, Aspergillaceae. The transcript has a single exon.